Messenger RNA from Oenanthe melanoleuca, 558 nucleotides. Its product is annotated as glypican-6. The transcript is spliced from 2 exons. The record is from RefSeq and is a predicted model, not a curated record. The annotation marks the transcript as partial. Gene Ontology annotation, biological process: regulation of protein localization to membrane; cell migration; regulation of signal transduction. Lineage: Eukaryota; Metazoa; Chordata; Aves; Passeriformes; Muscicapidae. Gene Ontology annotation, cellular component: cell surface; synapse; extracellular region.
AGUUUUUCCGCGAGCUCCUGGAGAACGCGGAGCGCUCCCUGAACGACAUGUUCGUGCGGACCUACGGCAUGCUGUACAUGCAGAACUCCGAGGUGUUCCAGGACCUCUUCACCGAGCUCAAGCGCUACUACACGGGAGGCAACGUCAACCUGGAGGAAAUGCUCAACGACUUCUGGGCGCGGCUGCUGGAGCGCAUGUUCCAGCUCAUAAACCCCCAGUACCACUUCAGCGAGGACUACCUGGAGUGCGUGAGCAAGUACACAGACCAGCUGAAGCCCUUCGGAGACGUGCCCAGGAAACUGAAGGUUCAAGUGACCAGAGCGUUCAUUGCUGCACGGACCUUUGUGCAGGGGCUCACAGUAGGCAGAGAGGUUGCAAACAGAGUUUCCAAGGUCAGUCCCACCCCAGGGUGCAUCCGGGCGUUAAUGAAGAUGUUGUACUGCCCUUACUGCAGAGGACUUCCCACUGUGAAACCUUGCAACAACUAUUGCCUCAAUGUAAUGAAGGGCUGCCUAGCAAAUCAGGCUGAUUUGGAUACUGAGUGGAAUCUGUUCAUAG